Messenger RNA from Verruconis gallopava, 1979 nucleotides. RefSeq lists its product as uncharacterized. The record is from RefSeq and is a predicted model, not a curated record. Lineage: Eukaryota; Fungi; Ascomycota; Dothideomycetes; Venturiales; Sympoventuriaceae. Bases 1 to 1878 code for a protein of 625 amino acids. The transcript has a single exon.
AUGUCGCCGCCAUUGUGCGAGACAUGCGCAGGCUACGAGCUUGACAAGCUUUUCAGUUCCGGAUACAACCAGCAUGCACUGAGCUGGGAUAUCUAUCGCCUCCGACAGAGUUGCGGGUUCUGUCGUUUACUCGGCUGGAUUCUUUCCAGAACAGAUUUUGAAGAGGGAACUUGCGAUAUCAUUGAAGGCGAAACCAGAGCGCUUGAAGGUGGUCAAAGAGCCCUUUUCUUUCGCCUCGAAUCCAGUACGUCAAGCACAAAAUUUGUGAAGUGUCCCUAUAUUGUUCUCCCUCUGGCAAGCGGUUUUUCGUCACUAAGUGUUGGCUUCACUCAUAUGGCACGUACUGUAGACAGCCAAAUGUUUGAUGCCAGUCUUGCAAAGGAUUGGUUAGAGCAAUGCGAUCAUAAUCAUGGUAUUGAAUGUGGAAUGGGCUCAAGGAUACCGCAAUCGACGUCUGAAAUACGUUUAAUCGACAUUGAAUCCCAGUGUAUAGUACGGGCGCCAGCGACCUGUCGAUACGUGGCUCUCAGUUAUGUGUGGGGAGAAAAUGUCGAACAGCCGACGCUCACCCAAAAUAACGAGCGAUUUCUACACACUUGGGGUAGCUUGGAGACACUACACAUACCACAGACCAUCAAAGACACAAUGAAGGUCUGUAAGCUAUUGGGUUUGAGAUAUCUCUGGGUCGACAGUCUGUGCAUUGUGCAAGAUUUGGAAGCAGACGUACGAAGACAGAUUGCUCACAUGGACAUCAUAUUCCGCAGAGCGUACUUAACGAUCAUCAUUGCCACAGGAAGUGACUGCAAAGCAGCAAUCCCUUCCGUAUCUCAGCCGCGUGCUGCUAUUCAGUUUGUGGCUGACAUUAAUGGUCUUAGAGUGGGCACAGUGCUCCUUCGCGUUCGAGAUGAAAUCUUGAAAUCAAAGUGGAGUACAAGAGCUUGGACUUUGCAAGAGUACUCCUUAUCCUUUCGAAGCUUAAUUUUCACACCGAAGGGCGUUGUAUUCUCAUGCUCUGAAGGAGUGAGAAGGGAAGACAUGUCUGGAUAUUGGAGCAAGAGUCUACCAAGGAAAGAUAGAUACAUGUUUCCUAUCGUUCUUGAUUUCUUUGUGGCAAAUCGGGUGGAUUUGGAUAUUUUACGACAAGUGUAUGCCCCACUGGUGACAAACUUCACAAGGCGGCAUAUCACUUACCCGAAAGACAAUCUGAAUGCUUUCCAAGGUAUUCUUGCUGCUCUUACCCCUGCUCUCAAACGUUUUGCUUGGGGGCUUCCGGCUGAAAUCCCCGAACAUAUGCAGUAUGCGCUUUGUUGGUCGCGAGCUGAUGCGGCAGAGCGAGUAAAAGAAUUUCCAAGUUGGUCUUGGGCGGGAUGGAAGACGUCUGAGAAUGGGAAGAUUCUUUUAAAUGGAGCACAAUUCCUUGAUAGCCAACGAGCAGAUUCAAUCAGGCGAAUCGGAGACGUGGCGCGACCGUUCAAAACGGAGGUGGCAAGUAUUGUCUACAAAGGCGAAGCUUCGGCCCGGGUGAAGUUCUCUGGCCGUAGUAAUAGGAUGUUGCACAUCAAAACUUGGGUUGCCCGCAUCAAUAUUUCCACCCAUGAAGACUUUGAGGAAUGGCUGCAAGAGAAUGAUCCUGAUGACGAGUUCCUACCAACCAUUUACGAGUAUCUUGCGACCCCGAGGGUUCGUGAUGCGAAAGACUGGUUUCGACAGGCAGGGUUAUUUAUCCUGUUGGCAGAUGCGAGCGAGUUUCUCAUUGCGUUGCCCGUGAGGCAAAGUGAAGAUCCAGACGUUUACUUCAGGACUGGAAACCCGACAUUCAUGCGACCUGUGUUAUGGGGAGCAUACAAGCCAAAGAGCAUGGAGAUCCUGCUUUCUUGAACAGCAAUAUGAAAUAAUAGGGAGCGCUGGGUGACUGUUAGCAGUCAAUGGGCCAUUUGAGAUUUGUAUUUGUAUACAAACUGCUAAACGGGCUCUACUCU